UGUAAAGUCACAUGAUUUGUUUCAAAUAGAGCUAGAGAGCACAAUGGCAACUAGCACAUACUAUACUAGCAGUGACCAAUCACAGAUUGAGUAUGAAUUUGUUGGUGAGAAGCCAAAUGAGGAUUACUUUUGUCCAGUCAACUUCAAACUACUACUUCAUCCGCAACAAACCUCGUGUUGUGGACACCAUAUAUCGAGGGAAGCUGCUAGCAAGCUCUUACAACAGCGGGCUCCUUGUCCACUAUGUAAAACACUCACUUUCAACACAUACAAUGACAAGUACUUUUGUCGUAGAGUUGAAGAAGUAAAGGUUUUUUGCCCAUACAAAAAAAGAAGUUGUGACUGGAUUGGAGAAGUGGGAGCACUAAACAAACAUGUGUCCGCUUGCUCGUUACGUAUGUGGAAUUGUGUUCACUGCAAGUUAGAUUUUGAUCAACAUAUGAUUCAUUGUCCCAAAGCUUUAAUUCCAUGUGAAAAUAAUUGUGACACUACUUUUUUGAGGCCUGAGGCUACAGACCACAAGUUGAUUUGCCCCUUGGAAACUGUAGAAUGUGGUUUUUAUGGAUUUGGUUGCACUGUGAAGAUACUGCGAAAAGAUCUUGCCAAGCACAUGGAAAAGACCGGCAUGCAACAUCUAAUAGAUGCCACUGUCAGCAAUCUUAAAAUGACGACUAAAAUUAGGCUGGAAAUGGAAGACAGAAAUCGGGAAAUCACUACCAUGCAAAAAUCGAUUAAUGAUGUGAAACAAAUUAUGUUAGAUGUGCUCAAAGUGUCAUCAUCGCAUGGAAAUCAACCGUUUGCUGGCUGUAAUCAAGUAGGCUUUUCACCUCAGGGACAGCGUACUGCAUUUGACCAAUAUGUAAACUCCCAGCAGCAGCUAAGACAGGGGGAAUCACCUCCCUUCCAGUUUGAUGAAGUUGGACAUUUUGGGGCAGCUACAUCACAAAAUAGAAAUCCCAAACAACAACCACGACCCUCACAAGGUUACACACCCCUUGGCAACCCUCCUGCUCAGCCCAAACCUGGUGAAGUGCCAUUCAGAGUGAAUAUGGUGGCUGAGCCGCCUCGUCAGCGAGCAGUUGGAGGAGGUGGUGCGUUUGAAAAGCUACUGUGUGGAACUCCUGGCUGCUCAUUCAAAGGAUAUCGUGACCUGAGAAAUUUAUGCCCUGAUUGUUAUGAAGAGACCACUCGUCUUAAAGCCCCAGACAAGUUCCCGCUUGUAUAAAUUGAAUUGUGUGCAUGCACUAGCUAUAGCUAACUGCAGGAGUUCAUGCACUCCUGCUAACUGUUUAUUACAUUGUGUUAUGAACUUUGUGUGUAGCUGUUUGUACAUUGUAAAUUAUGAUCUUUAAUUUAUUAAUCCCCUUGAGUACUCCAA
Molecule: messenger RNA, 1378 nt
Organism: Halichondria panicea
Lineage: Eukaryota; Metazoa; Porifera; Demospongiae; Suberitida; Halichondriidae
Product: TNF receptor-associated factor 5-like
Exons: 1
Coding region: 44-1225 (393 amino acids)
Molecular function (GO): zinc ion binding; DNA binding
Source: RefSeq, a predicted model, not a curated record